Messenger RNA from Funneliformis caledonium, 518 nucleotides. Lineage: Eukaryota; Fungi; Glomeromycota; Glomeromycetes; Glomerales; Glomeraceae. The record is from the annotation of a GenBank genome assembly.
CGUCAUCUUUAGGCCAUCAUGAUAUUAUCGAAUAUCUGUUAAAUCAUGAUGCAGAUCCGACAAUUACUUCAAUAAAGAACUUGACACCUUACGACUUAGCAAAGGAUAAAGAAACACGUAAUGUAUUUCGAAGAUAUAUGGCAGAGCAUAUGGAUAAGUGGAACUGGAGCAAUGCUCAUGUUCCUAUUGAAAAAAGCGAAUCUACAUCAUCAGCAUCAAAGAAAAAUGGUUCAUCAAUUUCAGGUAAAUCGUUAGACAGUUCUAGUUCAUUAAUUGGAUUACCAGCUGAAAUGCGUACGAGAAUUGAAAGAGAACGUCGCGCCCGAGCUGCUGAGGUACGAUUAAAUGCUAUGCAAAACAGAGGUACACCCAAACCUUUAACCCUCCCUUCUAUAGGAAAUGUUAUUUGCAAUGUGUGUGAAAAAUCUCUUGUCGGAUUAGUACCUUUUGAAAUUUGUGAAUUGAAAUUUUGUAGCACUGUUUGUGUAAAGAACUAUAGAGAUAGAGAGUCAACAUAG